Messenger RNA from Hemicordylus capensis (graceful crag lizard), 5059 nucleotides. It is a transcript of the gene ST6GALNAC4, whose product is annotated as ST6 N-acetylgalactosaminide alpha-2,6-sialyltransferase 4. Gene Ontology annotation, biological process: oligosaccharide metabolic process; ganglioside biosynthetic process. The transcript has 6 exons. The record is from RefSeq and is a predicted model, not a curated record. Bases 192 to 1100 code for a protein of 302 amino acids. NCBI's taxonomy places the organism in Eukaryota, Metazoa, Chordata, Lepidosauria, Squamata, Cordylidae. Gene Ontology annotation, molecular function: alpha-N-acetylgalactosaminide alpha-2,6-sialyltransferase activity.
GCCCGAGGAGGGGAAGGGGGCGGUCGCCAGCGCGCCGCCGCCGCCGCCGGGCUGGGCCUCGGUACGCGCGCAAAGGCGCACGGCUGGGAGAGGCUCCUGGGCUGGGAUGCUUGGCGCGGAUCUGGCUAAACCUGGCAGGGCAUUGCCCCCGAGGCCCACGGCAAAUACAUGGCUGAUAAGACCCUAAAAGGAUGCAGGUGCUUUCUCGCCUGUUCUUAACUCUGCUGGUGCUGUGUGCCUGCUCCCUGCUGUACAUCUGUCUUUGUCCUCGCUUCUGCCUGCCAGUGUGUUGGCUGAGCUGCCGGCAUCCGGACGAACAGGAAAGGCAUUUGCCAGUUGGGUCCGGAACGGUCCAGUUGGAGGGUUACAUCAGCGUUCCCGAUGGCAAGCCUCUGGCCCGAAAGCACUGCAACCAGUGUGCCGUGGUCUCCAGUUCGGGGCAGAUGCUGGGCUCCGGUUUGGGGCAGGAGAUCGACGCGAAGGAGUGUGUCCUGCGCAUGAACCAGGCCCCCACCCGGGGCUACGAGGAGGAUGUGGGGAAGAGGAGCACCGUCCGGGUGGUCUCCCACACCAGCAUCCCCCUCCUCUUGCAGAACCAGUCCUAUUUCUUCAAGCAGUCCCGGGACACCGUCUACGUCAUCUGGGGGCCCGCCAAGCUGAUGAGCCGGGAGAAGGUGGGCCUCGCCUAUCGGACGCUGUUGAAGGUGAAGGAGAUGUACCCGAGCCUGCAUCUCUACACGCUGACCGAACGCAUGAUGGCCCACUGUGAUGAGCUCUUCCAGCUGGAGACGGGGAAGAAUCGGAUGAAAUCUGGAUCCUUCUUGAGCACCGGCUGGUUCACCAUGGUCUUGGCGAUGGAGUUGUGUGAGCAGAUCUUUGUCUUCGGCAUGGUCAGCGAGAGCUACUGCAGAGACAAGACCCAGCCUCCCGUGCCUUACCACUACUUCGAGAAGGGCCGACUGGACGAAUGCCGGAUGUACCUGGCCCACGAGAGAGCCCCGCGCGGCGGGCACCGCUUCAUCACAGAGAAGGCUGUCUUUUCUCGCUGGUCCAAGAGAAGGAACAUUGUCUUCAUUCACCCGUCAUGGCCGGAUGGAUAGGGGCUGACGUUGGGCCUGCGGGACCCUCUGGUGGCUGGGAAGGCUGCCGCCUCCCUGGGCAGCCAGCUCUCGGCUCGCCGACACGAUACGUAACACUGCCGCAUGUUGUGUACGAUGCGAAGCCGCAUCGAGGAGUUGUUGGUGGGUGUGAUGCCGCCAGGAGGGAGAGUGGUGCAUCUUGGGAAAGUCUCUUCCUGGAUUAGCCGAUUAACACCAUUGUGCCAUGUAGGACUGAACCCGGUUGGAUGGGGUGCUUAACGGGCACGAUACGGAGACCGCAGAACUUGUGCUGGCACAUUGUGGGCCUCUGUCUUUUUAACUUAGAUUGGUUUUUCCUAUGGAUUUGAAGCUCGGUUUCUCUCUCUCUCUUUCUCUCUCUCUUUUUUUUUUUUUAGUGUUGUGUGUUCAUUACCCCAUACACUUCCGCUUUCUUUAAGGAUGUGAUUUGUCUUGGAUAUGAUGUGGCUUUUCCUUCCCGUUGGGCUGGCCGCACACUUUUUUUUUUUUUUUGAGAAGUUUAAAAAGAAAAGAAAAAGAAUCUCAACAUUCCUCUUCCUCCUCCAUUCCUUCCUGUGCACAUUGUGGUCAGUCAUCCUUCCAAAGCUGCCUUGAAAAUCUUUUCUGGGGAGGCAGGGCUACAGGUAUUUUAAAUGGCGAAAUCUUUCUCGCCCAGAUGGGCUUGGUAUUACCUAACUCCCAGAAAGGGGAUGGUUCCCCCUUGGAACACUGCAGGCUAGGAAGCAGGCAUGGUCCAGGAAUUUAAAAUACCUGCUCACAUACCCUACUCCUGCUUUUAUGCUGGAUUAUUUAUUGUAUUCUAUUUUUUGAAAAACUCCGUCCCUUGAGGGUUGCCAGGCUUCUUGACUCAGGGGCGGAGCCAAAGAGGAGCCAUGUUAGGGCGGAGCCGAAUACUAGGAUGCAGGGGUGGAGUCUGAUGGACAUGGAGGCGGAGCCAGUAGCAAGAACUCUCACUGGAAAAAGAAGAAAGUGACCUGUCUCUCUUUUGGUCCUGUCUCUUCACUUAAGACGUUGCUUUCCUGCUUUUCUCAGCUUCUAGCCUUUGAGGGUGGGCAUUGCUUGCUGAUCCCACUCACCCCCCAACCACUCACCCCCUGGCCACUCCUCCUACUCUUUCACCCCUUCACAGAAUUUUAGAAUUAGAAAGGAACCUUGAAGUCUAAUUGUCUAGCCUCCACAGUGCAGGAAACUCUACCUGUUUCAAAUAACUUGAACGUUUCAAGUAAUUGGAGCAUGUAGGCUGCUUCAUAGGAACAUAGGAAGCUGCCAUAUACUGAGUCAGACCCUUGGUCUAUCUAGCUCAGUAUUGUCGACCCAGACUGGCUGCGGCUUCUCUAAGGUUGCAGGCAGGAGUCUCUCUCAGCCCUAUCUUGGAGAUGCUGCCAGGGAGGGAACUUGGAACCUUCUCCUCUUCCCAGAGCGGCUCCUUUAUCCCCUAAGGGGAAUAUCUUCCAGUGCUCACACAUGGAAUCUCCCAUCCAAAUUCAAACCAGGGUGGACCCUGCUUAGCUAAGGGGACAAGUCAUGCUUGCUACCACAAAACCAGCUCUCCUCCCACACUUCAAACACUCUUGGCGCACUUGGGAGUGACCUCCUCCCACCCUAGAUUGCUAAAUAUCUGGGUUCGGUUGAGCCUCUCGCUUGUAGACCGAAUGGAAACACUCCUUCCUUCGGGGAGAAUGAGAAACCGCUGCUCUUCCGUUCAAGUGAGGGGUUGGGUUGAGUCAUCUCGAACACAGGAAAUGCCAACCGCAGCAGGCACGGAAGGCUGUAGGCCCAAAGCCUUGAACAGAAAGUAGGGAGGAUUAUCGGCAUCGAUCCAGCGGGCACAGUGAGAGAGGAAAGCCAGUUAAUUUUCUAUCGGCUUCGAGCAGCAGCCGGCAUAUGGCUUUUGGCAAAGAACCCGAACCGGAUUUCAGCCCGGACGGCGUGCAAGGGCAUCGUGCCGAGAUCGGCAGGCGUCUUGCAGAAACGGAGGGAUAGACUCUGGUGCCUUGGGUGUGUUUGGGGUGAGUAGGGCUGUCUUCAUGAUUGGCAUGUGGGCGGGAGAAAUCUCCGGCCCGUAAAUUGGGAGCCCUGUGCAUGCUCCUGAUUGGCCGCCGUGACGAUUCUUCAAGAAAAGGAGGAGGGAAUUAUCAUUUGUGGGCUGUGACCGGGUCUGGGCAACAGUGGCACUUGCACCCAGUGAGGCUGGAGGGAAAGGAUUCCCCCCCUGUACCCAGCUUGCAGGCGACCAACUUCCCAUCCUCCCUUGCUUGUGGGAUUCUCACCAUGGCCAAUUGGGAGAAGGCAUGGAUCCCGAGUUUGGGUCCGUGACUUCUCCCACCCUAAUGCCGACCGUGAGAACAGACUCAGGAUCUUAAGAUGGCGUGGGUUCUGGCUUGUCCCCACAGGGGCAGAGUCUAGGAAGGGGUCUUGACUCCAAGUUGGAUUUUCGUGCGUCUCUCUCUCUCCUUCCCAAGGUGCCUCCUGAACUGUGCGUUCUCAUGUAAAUGCAUUUUUUUGUUUCCAGGGCUCCUGGUUCCACAGCAAAGUCCUUAAUAAACACUCUAGAAUUCGGCAGCGAUUUUGCUGCUUGUGCAAAUAACAAUUAUUUUCCCCACUUCUCGGUCGGGUGGGUCAAACCCUUCUGUGCCGUUUCUGAGCUGCCAUUUGUUCUGUCCUCCUGGUCGACUGAUAACUGCUUGGAGCGGUUUCCACAUAACCGUUUCGGAUGGUUCUGCUCUGGGCAGGAACCUCAUAGGAACCGAAGAAGCUGCCUUCUACAGAGUCCGACCCUUGGUCCGUCUAGCUUGGGGUUGUCUUCACAGACUGGCAGCGGCUUCUCCAAGGUUGCAGGCAGGAAUCUCUCUCAGCCCUAUCUUGGAGAUGCUGCCAGGGAGGGGACUCGGAACCUUCUGCAUGUAAGCAGGCAGAUGCUCUUCCCAAAGUGCCCCCAUCCUCAAAGGGAAUAUCUUAUAGCGCUCCCAUGUUGUCUCCCAUUCAAAUGCAAACCAGGCCAGACCCUGCUUAGCAAGGGGGACAAUUAAUGCUUGCUACCACAAGACCAGCUCCCCUCUCUUAUAGAGUAUCAGAAUAUAUAUUCUUUCUAUAGCUCUAUAUACAUAAUUGGAGUAAUUGAUGAUCGGUCCCUCAGAGUAGGCCUCGGAUAACAGAGCAGAUCGGUUGUGGAAGCUGCUAGUGAGAAGUUUGCUUUGCGGGAGUGGGAGGAGACUGGAUUAUAUUUGGGGAUGAGGCCAUAGCUCAGAGGGAGAGCAUCUGUUUGCAUGCAGAAGGUCCCAGGUUCGAUCCCUGGUGAUAUCUCCAGGUCGGCCCGUGAAAGAUUCCUGCCUGAAACUGCUGCCAGUCAGUGGCCAGUACUGAGAAGCUGCUGCCGGUCAGAGUAGACAGUACUGAGCUAGAUAGUGAAGUCCUUCUGUAGUAUCAUGUGCCAGGAUUCCAAAGGCACAGAACAAUAAUCCCAGAGAUUCUUUUUGCCAUGCCAGAUGUGUUUUGACCUAAUAUUGGUCUUCAGUGGCAAGCAGUGAUAACUCCUUAUAUAGCUGCUGGGCUUUCUGGGUUCAUCAUACAGCUAGAGAAUGUUACGCCCCUGCUCCUUUCAGAAUCUUAGAAUGCUCCCAUGUCGUGAUUUCAACCUUGGUUUUCCUGUGUUUCUCCAGUAACCACUCAGCAUCUGACAAAGUGGGUUCCCUUGCUAACUGAGCAAAAGAGGCACCUUUUAAAACCUGUGGUUUUCUUUAUUUAGCAGGGGGAGAGCAGCCGGCCGGAUCCAUCCCCAGCACAACAUCUCUCCAGUGGCUGUUGCUGGUGGCUGUCUUAUGUUUCUUUUUUAGAUUGUGAGCCCUUUGGGGACAGCGAGCCACUUUAUUUGUUUAUACCUCUGUCAACUGCUUUGGGAACUUUUCUUGAAAAGCGGUAUAUAAAUAUUUGUCGUAUCCGUA